AUGGAGAAUCCGUUAAGACAGAGACAUAAAAAUGUAGCGAGAAUGCACAGUUGCCAACUAGACUCAUCAAGCUUCUUGAAUAUUUCUGAUAUAAAUCCAAAAGAAUUAUUGAAAAAAUCAAAAAAUGAUAUAAGUUUGUAUAAAAGUUAUAAUUCUUCACAAAGAGAUGAAUUCAAAACUACACAAAUCCCGAGUACAAUUAGAUUUGGGCCCAACAAACUGUCAAUGAGAUCACGAAGUCAUUCAACGAAAAGAAGCACAAAAUCUGAUUUAGUUAACUCAAUAAGUGUGAAAAAAGAAAAUUUGCCUUCUAUUAGUAAAAUUAAUAACAACUCAAGACUGCAUCCUGCUUUUGGGACUGGAAGGCUAAGCUUAAACAACAAAAAUAAUCAAAAUUCAAGAUUUGCAGCUCAAUAUUCUGAUAAAAAAUGGGAGCCGAUAGAGCUUGAUUCCAGCAUUUUUAAACCGAAAAGGUUUGCUUUGUUAGAUAUGAAAAAUGUUUUUAAUUCUUUGCCAAAUGGAAUUGAAAAAGUGAUGGUUCAUGAAAAAAUAAAACGAACUCAAUCUGAAAUUGAGGAUAGUUCUGUUAUAAAAUUAAAACCUCUCCCAAAUGAGUAUCAUUCUGAAAAUUAUUCUUUUGAAAGCAGAGCCUUUUUGCCUACAUUUGAAGGUAGUCCUGGAGAAAGUGAGAGUCCUUCGCCUACAUACCAGCCAAGAUACAUUGGUGAAUAG
Messenger RNA from Blepharisma stoltei, 732 nucleotides. The record is from the annotation of a GenBank genome assembly. Lineage: Eukaryota; Ciliophora; Heterotrichea; Heterotrichida; Blepharismidae.